UGAAACUUGAUCCCCCAGAUGUAAUGAGCAGAGACAUUACAAUCAGUUCUAACUGUAUCUUAAUGCUGUGCUGAAUAAGCCUGAGUCAGGAUGUAAACCACUUUCUCUUUUUUUCUUCAGAUGAAGCCAUUAAUUUUGUCAGCAAGUCCAAAACGACUCCAGAAAUAUCAGUCAGUCCUUCUGAAGACCUGGAGCUGGUGUGUGAGGUGUCAGCUGCAAGCGGAGCUGUCGUAUAGAAGAAAGAUCAAAUAGAGGUGAAGCAGGACCAGAGGACAACCAUCAUCUCCCAGGGGACGCACCGCAAGCUCAUGGUCAAAAAUGUGACCCUGAAAGACCAAGGGAGCUACAGCUGUGAAACAAAAGAUGACAAAGCAACAUUCCAAGUGAAAGUCAGAGGAAUGAAUUACUGCAACAAAGGGGAGUACAGCUGCGAGGCUGCUGGCCAGAAACUCACCUUCAAGAUUCAUGUCACAGAGCCAGAAUUUGUAUUUACAAACAAGGAGAAGGUACAGAAGGUGGUGAAGGCUGCAACAACAGAAAAAUGCCACGCUGAGCUGCGAGGUGGCCCAGGAGAAGAUGGAGGUUGUCAUCAAUUUAUAAGCAAUGAGCCAAUAAUGUUCCAAUUAUAAACUUUUAUUAAUUGUAGCGGGUA
This is a messenger RNA of Coturnix japonica (Japanese quail), 652 nucleotides long. Lineage: Eukaryota; Metazoa; Chordata; Aves; Galliformes; Phasianidae. The record is from RefSeq and is a predicted model, not a curated record.